CUGGGACUGACUUUCUAGCCUCCCGGCGGCCCCUGCGACGGGCGUACGUAAGGAACUGGCUGGCGGCGGCCGUUCUCCGUAAGAUGGCUGACCGGCGGCGGCAGCGCGCUUCGCAGGACACAGAGGACGAAGAGUCCGGUGCUUCCGGCUCCGACAGCGGCGGUUCCCCGGCUCGGGGCGGCGGGGGCUGCAGCGGUAGUACUGGAGGCGGCGGCAGCGGUUCUCUGCCUUCCCAACGCGGAGGCCGAGCUGGGGCCCUUCAUCUGCGGCGGGUGGAGAGCGGGGGGGCCAAGAGCGCCGAGGAGUCUGAGUGUGAGAGUGAAGAUGGCAUCGAGGGCGAUGCUGUUCUCUCGGAUUAUGAAAGUGCAGAAGACUCAGAAGGUGAAGAAGGGGAGUACAGUGAAGAGGAAAACUCCAAAGUGGAGUUGAAAUCAGAAGCCAAUGAUGCUGCUAAUUCUUCAGCAAAAGAAGAGAAGGGAGAGGAAAAGCCUGACUCCAAAGGCACUGUGACGGGGGAGAGGCAAAGUGGGGAUGGACAGGAGAGCACAGAGCCUGUGGAGAACAAAGUUCCCAAGCACUUGGAUGACGAUGAAGAUCGGAAGAACCCUGCAUACAUACCCCGGAAAGGGCUCUUCUUUGAGCAUGAUCUUCGAGGGCAAACUCAGGAGGAGGAAGUCAGACCCAAGGGGCGUCAGCGAAAGCUGUGGAAGGAUGAGGGUCGCUGGGAGCAUGACAAGUUCCGGGAAGAUGAGCAGGCCCCAAAGUCACGACAGGAGCUCAUUGCUCUUUAUGGAUAUGACAUCCGUUCAGCUCACAAUCCUGAUGACAUCAAACCCCGAAGAAUCCGGAAACCCAGGUUUGGGAGUCCUCCACAAAGAGAUCCAAAUUGGAUUGGUGAGCGGCCAAACAAGUCUCAUCGCCACCAGGGUCCUGGGGGGACCCUACCACCAAGGACAUUUAUCAAUAGGAAAGCUGCAGGUACAGGUCGCAUGUCUGCUCCCAGAAACUACUCUCGAUCUGGGAGCUUCAAGGAAGGUCGUGCUGGAUUUAGGCCUACGGAGACUGGUGGACAGCAUGGUGGCCGGUCUGGUGAGACUGUUAAGCAUGAGAGUAGUUACCGGUCACGGCGCCUGGAGCAGACUCCUGUGCGGGAUCUGUCUCCAGAAGCAGAUGCUCAAGUGCUUGGCAGUCCUGAGAAGGAAGAGGUGGCCUCAGAGAUACCAGCUCCUGCUCCUGCUCCUGACACUGCACCACCGCCCCCUGACAGACCUAUUGAGAAGAAAUCCUAUUCCCGUGUAAGAAGAACCAGGAUCAAAGCUGGAGAUGCAGUCAAGAUUUCAGAGGAGAUGCCUCCUCUACCUGAAGGGCUGACCCCCACACCUCAAGUUCCAGAAACUACUCCUUCCCCUGAUAAGACUGGGAACUGGGAGGCUCCAGUGGAUUCUCCUACAAGUGGACUUGAGCAAGACGUGGCACAACUGAAUAUAACAGAACAGAAUUGGAACCCAGGGCAACCUCCAUUUCUGCAACCACGCGAACUUCGGGGUAUGCACAACCACAUACACAUGGGAGCAGGACCUCCACCUCAGUUUAACCGGAUGGAAGAAAUGGGUGUCCAGGGUGGGCGAGCCAAACGCUAUUCAUCUCAGCGGCAGAGACCUGUGCCAGAGCCCCCUGCCCCUCCCGUGCAUAUCAGUAUCAUGGAGGGACAUUACUAUGAUCCACUGCAGUUCCAGGGACCAAUCUAUACCCAUGGAGACAGCCCUGCGCCACUGCCUCCUCAGGGCAUGAUUGUGCAGCCAGAAAUGCACCUUCCCCACCCAGGUUUACAUCCCCAUCAGACACCAGCACCUCUGCCCAAUCCGGGCCUCUAUCCUACACCAGUGUCCAUGUCUCCAGGACAGCCACCACCUCAGCAGUUGCUCGCUCCUACUUACUUUUCUGCUCCAGGAGUCAUGAACUUUGGUAAUCCCAGCUACCCUUAUGCUCCAGGAGCACUGCCUCCCCCACCACCUCCUCAUCUAUAUCCUAAUACACAGGCCCCAUCACAGGUAUAUGGAGGAGUGACUUACUAUAACCCCGCCCAGCAGCAGGUGCAGCCAAAGCCCUCACCACCCCGGAGGACUCCCCAACCAGUCACCAUCAAGCCCCCACCACCUGAGGUUGUAAGCAGGGGUUCCAGUUAAUAUGAAUUUCUGAAUAUUUUAAAUCUAACAUAAUAUAAAAAACCGCAAAGGUGAGAACCCAGGAAAGAAGAGAAAUUCAGCUGGCUGUCUACUACCAGGAGGGCUUCAAAGAUAAAGGGUGGCUCCUACCAGCAAGCAGCUGAAUGAGGACCCCUGGCUCCCUCUGAGGACAGGCUCUAUUAGAGACAGGGAGAAACAAGUGGACUUCCUACUGUCUCCACUCUCUGCUGGAGUUAGCUGUGCUCAGAGGAGCAGAGAUCAGCCUACAUCUAGAAAACCCAGGUUUUUGGCUCUUCUUCACUUGUCCUGGGAAAUUCAAAUGUCUUCUGCUGCUCCCAGGGAAGCUCCUUCCUGUUUGUUUUGUGUGUGUGUCUCUCCCCCCCACCCCCCCACCCCCCCACCUUUAAAUGAAAAAAGUUCAUUUUUCUGGUUUGCUGGCUCCUCUGGUUCCCUUUUGGUUCUUCCCUACAAUGCAGAUAAUUGAGAAUUGCCAGCUGGUCUUUUCCCACCAGAUCUACAGAGAGCUGGCCUUUCACUUUUGGUUGGACUUCGUUAUAUAUUUGGAUUCUCUUAACUUCUCUAAGCUCAAAGUUUGAGGUAGGAGCCCUUCUUCUUGACUUCAGUUUUUAGGAGCCUGAGUCUCCGUCAUUAGUCUCUGGUAGUCUUCAGGCCUCUACUGAGGAUAGAGUCUGUACAGUGGGGAGGGAUGGCAAAUCAGGUGUUUUUGUGAGAAGGGAGGGUAGAGUGAGAGCCUUUGCACCUUAGGGCUAUGUAUUCACACAGUCCUCAGGGCUCACUCAGUCUUUGAGGUAAGUGGAAUUAGAGGACCCUACUUUUCUUAUUUCCACCAAUCCUAACACACUCCUUUUCCAGUUGCUGUGGACCAAUGCAUCUCUCUAGAGGCAAAUAUUAUCCAGCAAGCAAUCUAUCCUGUCCUUUAUACUUGCUCUUUUUCAUAUAUUGUCUGCUGCAAGUGUUUUAGGUGUUACUACCUUAUUUUCCUCUAGUUCUACUCCUGUCCUUGCAAGCAGAAGAAGGUACAGCACCUGGGCUUAAGGCCUAAGGAAGCCAGUCACUUUUGCGGCAGGGGCUCCUUUCCUCCCCAUCCACAGCACUGAACCACUUUCCUGCUGCCUCUGCGAAAGAGAUUCCUAUUAUUGCAGCACUUGUGUCUGCCAAGGGUACCUUGGCCACUGUCUCUGUCCUACAGAACUUGAGGGAGAAGGUGGCAGCUGUGUCUCUCCCCAAGUAAUGUCAGUUUGUAUUCCUUCUCUUAAGCAGCUGGCCUGACCGCUCUUGAGUCCAUAGUAUGUGGGAGGGAGGAGAGGCACUCAAGCUGUAACCCUAAAGGAGGAAAUAUCUAAGAGAUUCUUCCAGGGGCAGCUGGUGGUUGUGCCUGUGGUAGGCUCUUCCCUUUGCCUUAAACCUGAAGAUGUCUCCUCAAGCCUGUGGGCAGCAUGCCCAGAUUCCCAGACCUGAAGACACUGUGACAGUUGUCUAUGUUGGUCCACUGUGUUUCGUUGCAAGAAUUUCUUGUUGUUGUUACUGUUUUAAAGGGUACACAUUUGUGAUCAGUAUUGUGACUUGACGAUAAUAAAAUUUAGACUGUAAA
Molecule: messenger RNA, 3798 nt
Organism: Myotis daubentonii (Daubenton's bat)
Lineage: Eukaryota; Metazoa; Chordata; Mammalia; Chiroptera; Vespertilionidae
Gene: CASC3
Product: CASC3 exon junction complex subunit
Biological process (GO): mRNA processing
Cellular component (GO): exon-exon junction complex
Molecular function (GO): mRNA binding
Source: RefSeq, a predicted model, not a curated record